Messenger RNA from Didymodactylos carnosus, 219 nucleotides. Lineage: Eukaryota; Metazoa; Rotifera; Eurotatoria; Philodinida; Philodinidae. The record is from the annotation of a GenBank genome assembly.
AUGCCGUCGUUACAUCGUCAUAAACGUCAUCCGACCGAUCCACCAACGUUGGAUGCCGACAAAAUUGAUAUUUUAAAAAGUACAAUUCGAAAUAAAUUUUGUAUGACUGAACAGUUUUUUGCAACUUAUUAUGAAUUAUAUAUUGUUCAAACGUUGCGAACAAAAUGUUCGAAUGCGAAAAUCAAAAAACGACAGGCUGAAAAAGUUGCAGCUCUUUAA